AUGGCAGAGAAGUCAAUAUUUAAUGAACCUGAUGUGGACUUCCAUUUGAAAUUGAAUCAACAAUUAUUUCACAUUCCUUAUGAACUACUGUCCAAACGUGUUAAGCAUACUCAAGCAGUAAUCAAUAAGGAAACUAAGUCACUUCACGAACUCACUAGUGCAUUAAAUGAAAUAUUUAAACAUAAUGAUGUUGAACACGAUAAAGUAGCACUAGCAAAUAUAACUGGAAUGAUUAGAAAGAUUGAUGACAUAGAAAAAUUCUUGAGUAUGCAAAUUAAAUCCUACUGUCAGAUUUUAAACAGAAUAAAGAAAAGGCUGGAGUUUUUCCACGAACUAAAGGACAUUAAGUCUCAAAGUUCAGAAAUCUCAAAUGACGAAAAUGACCACAAUACCAGGAACAAGUUGAUUCAGUGGUAUCAAAGUUAUACAAAUAUAUUGAUUGGAGACUACUUAACGAGAAAUAACCCAAUCAAAUAUAAUUCAGAGACAAACGAGCACUGGAACUCAGGUGUGGUUUUUUUGAAACAGAUUCAAUUGGAUGAUCUCAUCGAUUAUGAUGUUCUCUUGGAGGCUAAUAGGAUCUCGACUUCGCUAUUACAUGAGCAUGAUCUUUUACCCCUAAUUUCAUGGAUAAACGAUAACAAAAAGAUUCUGACCAAGAAAUUAUCUAUAUUAGAGUUUCAAGCAAGAUUGCAAGAAUAUAUUGAAUUAUUGAAGGCAGACAAUUACACAGACGCUAUAUUUUGCUUCCAAAAGUUUCUUUUGCCAUUCGUUCAAAGUAAUUUCGCCGAUUUAAAGUUAGCAUCGGGACUCUUAAUUUUUAUCAAAUAUUGCAAUAAGCAAAAGCCAAAUUUCUUCUCUUCCAGUUCGGGAUUUAAUGCUGCAGAAAUUAAGUCACGAAACUUACCUAUUAAAAAAGAUCAAAUUUUUCAACAUUUUUUUCAUAAAUCUUUACCAAGAAGUACUUUCGAUUCAGAAACGGAUACAACCAAGUAUGACAAGAGUUCCUUAAUAAAUUUACAAAAUGGAGAUUUUGAAAGGUAUUUUAAUUUGUUAAACGAUGAACGAUGGUCAGUAUUGAAUGAUUUAUUCUUGGAUGACUUCUAUUCCAUGUAUGGCAUAUCACAAAAUGAUCCGUUACUAAUAUAUUUGUCACUAGGCAUAUCAUCGUUAAAGACAAGAGAUUGUCUGCACCCUUCUGAUGAUGAAAAGGAAAAUAAAGAGCUGGAAUCUUCUAUUAUAGCACAAGGUGAAGUCGAAGACUUACAGAUAUUUACACUGCAUUCGUUAAAAAGGAAAAAUUGUCCAGUUUGCAGUGAGACUUUCAAACCAAUAACACAGUCGUUGCCAUUUGCUCAUCACAUCCAGUCUCAAUUAUUUGAGAAUCCGGUAUUGUUACCGAAUGGAAACAUAUAUGACAGUAAAAAAUUGAAAAAACUAGCCAAAACGCUGAAGAAGCAAAAUUUAAUAUCUUUAGGUCCAGGUCAAAUUAUGGAUCCAGUCGACAUGAAAAUCUUCUGCGAGUCUGAUUCCAUUAAAAUGUAUCCGACGUAG
Messenger RNA from Saccharomyces mikatae IFO 1815, 1554 nucleotides. RefSeq names its product glucose-induced degradation complex subunit FYV10 (gene FYV10). The transcript has a single exon. Gene Ontology annotation, molecular function: ubiquitin protein ligase activity. Gene Ontology annotation, cellular component: GID complex; nucleus; cytoplasm. The record is from RefSeq and is a predicted model, not a curated record. The coding region runs from base 1 to 1554 and encodes 517 amino acids. Gene Ontology annotation, biological process: proteasome-mediated ubiquitin-dependent protein catabolic process. Lineage: Eukaryota; Fungi; Ascomycota; Saccharomycetes; Saccharomycetales; Saccharomycetaceae.